Messenger RNA from Vitrella brassicaformis, 1530 nucleotides. NCBI's taxonomy places the organism in Eukaryota, Vitrellaceae. The record is from the annotation of a GenBank genome assembly.
CUCAAGAGAAUGACUCAGGUCAUAUCGGAAGCGAACGAUAACGAAUCAUGAAACGCAACGGGCACUAACUCGUUUGGCCAACUUCUGCUAUCUCCCGUCUUACGCCCCCAGGCCCACGCAUGCAUGCACUGCAGGCUUAUCUAGCGCUCUUAUUCAUCAGCAGCCCUCUAUCUUCCCUGGCUGCCUCCCCUGUGCCCAUCUACGGCUUGUCGUCCUGCCUGCCUACACACGGCUACCAUCCUUCAGCCUGUCAUCCAUCAGCAUCAGCUCCAUCCAUCCAUCCAUCCAUCCAUUCAUCCAGGGCUGCAUCCUCUCCAUCAGCACACGGUCCACGGCAUCCAAUCCAUCCGUCCAUCACAUCCAGAUCCACGGCAUCCAAUCCAUCCGUCCAUCACAUCCAGACACAUGCGUCCACACUUCCAGUCAUCUGAGCCGAGCGCCUUCAUCAGGGCCACAGACAGGGGCGAAGGGCAUCGUGAGCACUUCGCAACAAGAGAGGACCUUGCCGGUGAGGCGCUCGAGUGCCGGGCAGACGAGCUUCUGCUGCUGGAAGAGAUGCAGUCCGUCGAGACUGUCCACCUCAACCGACGUCACCGAGGGAAACACCGCAUCGGGCCCCUUGACCUGCGCCACCGGCUGGCGACUCCCCUGCUCCUCAGACCCCUCUCCUUCGUCUACAUUGCCAUCUUCGUCCGGCUGUUGCUUGGCUUGUGUCGUCAGGAUGGCCUUCAGCGUGUCGGUGUGGUUGACCAGCUGCAGGGAAAUGAAGGCGAAGAGCCGCGCCCGGCCGAUCUCCUCGACCUCCUCCUCUCCGGGCAGCAGGAUUAUGGCGUGCUGCUGCUGCUCGAACGUCACGAGGCUGCCGCCCGGUCCCCUGCAGCUGAGACCGUGGUUGGGGCGGUGCCAGUUGAUGACCCGGAUCAGCGAGUAGAUGGCCCAGUAGAAGGCCCGGCAGACACAGCUCAUCGCCAGGCGCUCCUUGACGGACUGAUACGAUGACACGUUGAGCCAGGUAUCGCCAUCCAGAAGGCUCGUGAGGCUCCUCGGCGCGGUGCGGUUGGAUGAGCCAUCACUCUGGGCUGGGGCGGCUGUGCGCGGGGCUUUGGCUGGCGGGCCGUCCAUCGCUCACCACACACACAAGACCUUAGCUACGCUGCUACAGCUUCCUGCACGAAAGCAAACACAAACAAGCACAGGAAGAUGCCAUAGCGUCUGUCGUGCUGUUUGUUGCCCGGAACGCUUACAGUUCUUGCGAUGAAUGUAUGGCUGCCGGCAGGUCUUCUUGUGAGCCCGUCGGACGGCAGGCAGCCGAUGGAUUGCUCGGACUUGAGGGUGCGCUACAACAGCCAAGACCUCACCGAACGCUCAUACCCCGGCUCUUUUUCCCUUCUUGACUUUUGCGAGCUUGAAGCGGAAACAAACGGGAGAUGUCAGAGGCUGCGUGUGUUGGGGUAGAUCCCGCCGUGUAAUGCCACUGCAUGCUGAGAACCCUGAGCACUCCGAACUGUCCCUCCUUCUCGUGAACCGUCC